Molecule: messenger RNA, 943 nt
Organism: Arvicanthis niloticus (Nile rat)
Lineage: Eukaryota; Metazoa; Chordata; Mammalia; Rodentia; Muridae
Source: RefSeq, a predicted model, not a curated record
CGUCGCCAACGCUCUCCGCUGUUGUUUUCGCCGUGAUGUCGACCGCUAUGAACUUCGGGACGAAAAGCUUCCAGCCGCGGCCCCCGGACAAAGGCAGUUUCCCGCUGGAUCACUUCGGUGAAUGUAAAAGCUUUAAAGAAAAAUUCAUGAAGUGUCUCCGAGAGAAGAAUUAUGAAAAUGCUUUGUGCAGAAAUGAAUCUAAAGAGUAUUUAAUGUGCAGGAUGCAAAGGCAGCUGAUGGCACCGGAACCCCUAGAGAAGCUCGGCUUUAGAGACGUAAUGGAGGGGAAGCCAGAGGCAAAGGACGAGUGUUGAGAAGAGAACCACAGGGCUGUGUCCCCUGCCUGGAGCUGAGCUGUUCUGCCCUCAGUACAGGGAGACCUGAGACUCAGCCUGUGCUGCCCAGUGGAGGGGCUCUCCCUGGGGACUUAAGAACAUGGCUCAUUCCUGCGGUACACACCAAAUGUUCCUCUGCUGACCUCGGUUCCCUCCAGAGAGGGAGUGUGAUGUGAUGUCCCGCCCAGUGUGACCAUCACAUCACAGAGCCCUGGACAGCAUUCCACAGCGACUCAGCCUGUCACAGACCUGAGUCCUCACACCAGCACCUGUCCAAGCAACAGCAAAAUGUCUGCCUUUCGUGCUCAUGGAUGCACGUCAGCUUGCUUCCCUUUGUCUUCUUUGAACAAAAUUGGAAUACAAAGUAGGAAGUGAGAAACAGUUUGGCUUUUGACAUAUUUGACCUCUUGUUUUAAGUGUUUUGAGACAGGGUCUCAAACUGCCUAUGUAGCCAAGGAUGACCUCGAACUCUUGAUCCUUCUGCCUCUAUGUCUGGGGUACUGGGGGAUGGAAUCCAGGGCUCCCUGCAUGCUAGCCAAGUAGCUACCAGCUGAACCAUGUCUCCAGCACAAUUUCUUGCUUUUUAAAUUACAUUUUAUUAUCUAUCU